AUGAGGAUUACUGUCGGAGCGCUGGCAUUCGCAUCAUGCAUUUUUUGGUUUUCUGCUGAAGCAAGGGUUAUAAAGGUUUUUAAGAACCGAAACUCAGCUAAUAAGACCAUUACAAUCGGCUUUCAAUUGGAUGGAUUUACACAACUAGACGCAAGAUUGGACUCCGAAGUCGGAAAAUGGCUGGCGAACGUCACAAAUCAGGCCGAAGCCAAGUUGAAGAAGAAUUUGGGCAUGGACAUAACACUUGAAAUUUCAGACAUUAAUGUCCCUCGUGAUCAAUUUUUGAGUGCAAUUAAGACAUGGGCGACUGGUGGAUAUAUGCACGCCGGUACGGUUGUAGAUUAUAUGAAAGCAUAUUUUUCUCAGAGCUACAAUCCUGAUAUUCUUUGCCUUGUAACAAGGGACACACCAUAUGGCCAUAAUGGCUUAGGCUUAAACGUUGAACAAGGCUAUUCAAGAUACAAGGAUUUGUGCAAGGAUAUGGUUCCCAUUAUUAUACAGUACAAGUUAGAGGACACUAAGAAAAGCGGCUCUUUGUUAUUUAAUUUGAUUAAAAGCAGCCGUCCUUCUAACUGGACCAGCCUGAAGAAGAAUCAACGAAAGCUGUGGUUAGAUACAUGUAACAUACAGUACAAAAAUUCGGAGGCUGAUUAUGACUACUACUACCUCCUUCCCAUUUACAAGGGUACCCAAAUGAUUAACAUGCCAACAAAACUAUUAACUCGAACCUAUUCUGUAUUAACAUAA
Ixodes scapularis (black-legged tick) is the source of this 747-nucleotide messenger RNA. RefSeq lists its product as uncharacterized. Bases 1 to 747 code for a protein of 248 amino acids. Lineage: Eukaryota; Metazoa; Arthropoda; Arachnida; Ixodida; Ixodidae. The transcript has 9 exons. The record is from RefSeq and is a predicted model, not a curated record.